AUGAGCUCGCGACAAGACGAGUCCUCGGGCUCCGGCAGGGAGGGUCUGCAGGCAGACUCCCAAGCCGAAUCCCAGCGCGGCCGUCAGGGCCAACCGCAAAUGUCUGCAAAUGGCCUCGGUCUUUCAACAUACUGGGAACAGCCCUAUGCUCAGUCCAAUAGCUCCGGAGGCCCUGACUCCCCCAUCGAUGCUUCAGCACUACAAUUCGCCCUACCGCCUGAUAUCAAUCAGCCUCCCCCAUUUCCCCGACUAAACUCGCCAUCUCUCGACUCCCUCGACCGACCGUCGCCGUACUUCGAUGAGGCUACAAACCCCGAUUACUAUGAGGAUAGGGUUCCUCUUACAUCCAGGGCCCAGCCCAUUUCCGGCUCAUUAAGCGCAAAUAUGGGUGAUGCUCAGCCGAGAGAUAGUUUUCAGACAGUAUCUGACAUCGACAAUGCGCCACCAAGGACACGGGAUGCAAGAUCGCUGGGAUGCGACUUGGAACCUGGUGGCAGACGACCAAGUUAUGGAGCGACGCUCAGUCCGGGAGGGGAGCAACGGCGCUCUCGUUCGCCCUCUACUACCGGUGCCCUCCUCAGAGCGGGCUCCAUCAUGAGGGCCAUGUCUCAGCGCGUUGUCAAUAUCAGUGGUGAAGGUGAACUCGUGGACCAUAGGACAUCUCGAAGUCGAUCUCCGUCACCGGCUCCGGACCGCCGCCAGCAGCUACACAACUCUGCUCAGAUGUUCACAGAUACCUCCUACCAUUCCCAGGUACCUGAGAAGGGCCCUGAAGCGGAAAAUGUCUUCGCUGACCCUCCUCCGCCCAUGCAACAACGAAUUCCAAUGCAGAAUCCUUUAAAAGGAAAGUCAUUGGGCAUCUUCCCUCCCACCCACCCAAUCAGGACGAAGCUAUGCGAUCUGCUGGUGCACCCAUUUACUGAGCCCUUCAUUCUCAUACUCAUCGUCCUUCAAGCUACUCUCCUGACCGUGGAAUCGGCUCCAGAUGUCUUCAAAAACCCGCGGCCUGCCGCAUGGGGAGUCACUUGGAUUGAUUGGGCGAUACUGGUGCUGUUCAUCAUCUUCACACUCGAGUUGAUCGCGCGUAUCUUGGUAUCCGGCUUCCUCCUAAAUGCUUCUGAAUACAGCACCAUCGAUCGCCAAAAAGGAGUCCGGGCCGCAGUUGUCGAUCAGUACAGAAAUUUGUUCCAGCCUCAGCGUCAAAAAUCUGUCAAGGGUCCGCGACAACAAAUCCACCUCGGCCCCUCAGCCUUCCAGCGAUCCUUCACAAUUAUGCAGGGUCAGACGCUACCACAAACUGUCGAGGAACAGCAGAGGUAUCAACUUGCCCGACGAGCAUUCUUGCGGCACUCAUUUCACCGGCUUGACUUCCUCGCUGUUGUUGCCUACUGGAUCUCUUUUGCGCUUAGAAUCACUGGCGUCGAAAGUGAGAAGCAUCUCUACGUGUUCAGGAUGAUUUCAUGUUUACGUAUCUUGAGACUGCUCGCUUUGACGAACGGCACAGCGAUUAUCCUCCGAAGUCUGAAAAAAGCUGCGCCGCUGCUUGUCCGAGUCGCCUUCCUCAUCUCAUUCUUCUGGGUAUUGUUUGCCAUCAUUGGAGUGCAAAGCUUCAAGGCUAGCCUGAGUCGGCAAUGUGUCUGGCUUGACCCAACAGACCCGACCAACAAGGAGAAAUCUUUCACAAACGAUAUGCAGUUCUGUGGAGGAUUCCUCAAUAGCACUACUGGGGAAAGCAUGCCGUGGGUCAUGAUGGGAACUGAUGGUGUCCUGGACAACUUCAGAAACGGCAGCAAGGCCGGGAAAGGCUUCCUUUGCCCUCGUGGCUCGAUCUGUCUUCAACAAGACAACCCAUACAACGGCACAGUGAGCUUCGACAACAUUGCUCAAUCACUAGAAAUGGUGUUUGUUAUCAUCAGUUCCAACACCUUCUCCGACGUCAUGUACUACACAACCAACUCCGAUUACCUUCCCGCGGCCCUCUUCUUCGGCGCCGGCAUUAUGAUCCUUAUGCUGUGGCUCGUCAAUUUGCUUAUUGCGGUCAUCACCUCUUCUUUCCAGGUCAUCCGAGAGGAAAGCAGGGCGAGUGCAUUCACAGCACCCGAAGAGCUACCGGCUCCGGAGCCUAUGGACGAGCCGACUCAGAAGGUGCCUGCUCUGCAGCGAAUCUACGACAAGACCUUCCUGCUUUGGAUUGCAGUUAUUGCUUUUGGCCUCAUGGCUCAGUGCUUCAGGAGUUCCAAGAUGUCUCCUGAACGUGGGCGGUUUAUUAAUUCGGUUGAAGUUGCUGUCACCAUCCUGCUGGACAUUGAAAUCAUCAUUCGUUGUGCCGCAGGCUGGCGCUCUUUCUACAAGAGCAAGCGUAACCUCAUUGAUGCGGGCCUCGCUAUUAUCACAACCAUCAUUCUGAUACCGCCAAUUCGGAAUUCUGGAGAGACUUACGCCUGGCUGACGGUCUUCCAAAUUGUACGAGUCUACCGACUUGUCUUGGCUGUGCCAAUGACCCGAAAACUCAUUGUUAUGGUUCUCGGAAACUCGAACGGUAUCGCCAAUCUGAUGUUGUUCGUCUUCUUAAUCACCUUUCUUAUGGCGAUUUUGGCAGCUCAGCUGUUCAGAGGCGAGAUACCAAGACACAGCCAUAGUGGCGACCUCAACGAGGUCUCUUUCUUCACUGUCUACAACUCCUUCCUGGGCAUGUACCAGAUCUUGUCGAGUGAAAAUUGGACCUCCAUGCUGUACAACGUCACGUCUUACAUGAAUGAGCACGACACGGGCUGGAUCGGCGCAGUUUUCCUGAUCGGCUGGUUUAUCUUAUCCUUCUUGAUUCUCGUCAAUAUGUUCAUUGCUGUCAUUCAAGAGAAUUUUGACGUUUCUGAGGAUGAGAAACGCCUCGAGCAGGUCAAGGCCUUUCUCCAAAGAAAAGAAUUGGGCAAAUCAGCUGGCAACCUCACUCUGUCGAACAUUUUUACUUUCGGCAAGGCCAGACGGAGAAAGGAUCCUCUGGACUAUGGCCCAGCCAUGAUGGAAAUGCUUCUCAAAGACGCCGUAGUGCACGAAUUCCUCGACGAUGCUGCAGAAGUGCCGCAGGACACACCCAAUGAAGAACGUUCGCCUACAAGGGCUCAAACGCACCACGUUGGUGAGAUCCGGCCUGGUUUUCUAUCUUCAAUGUGGGGGAAGUUCAAGUCUUCAUUCAGCAGCAAAGAUCCGAAUCCGUUCUACUCGAACCUACGGUUUGAUGGUCCCAAUGACACUCUUGAUCCACGACAAAUGGCACGGCAGGCAGUUUCUGCCACUUCAGCACGCAAGAAAGCCCAGCGCGACUAUCUUGCGAGACACCCCAAUUACAAUAACUCCCUAUUCGUAUUUACGCCCAACAACCCUAUCCGGCGGUUCUGUCAAAGGAUCGUUGGCCCUGGCCGAGGAAAUGAAAGAUUCGAAGGUGUCGAGCCCAAUAAGAUUGCUUGGUAUACUUCUUCAGCUUUCAUAUACGCAUGUAUCGUUGCAAUGGUCGUAAUUGCUUGCGUCACGACACCGCUAUACCAGAAGCAGUAUCAAGCAGAGCACCCCGAGUUCAGCAUCACUUUUUGGUAUGUCUGGACGGACUUGGCAUUUGCCACAGUCUUUUCGGUUGAGGCUGUAAUCAAAGUCGUUGCUGAUGGCUUUUUCUUCACGCCGAACGCCUACUACCGGAGCUCUUGGGGAUUCAUCGAUGGCAUAGUGCUCAUCACCCUGCUCAUCAAUGUUGGUACACUGCUAGCCAACGAUGGCGCCGUUUCCAGAGCCAUUGGUGCCUUUAAGGCUCUUCGUGCUCUGCGUCUACUCAAUGUCAGCGACAGUGCCAGGGAUACUUUCCACUCACUCAUUGUAGUUGGCGGCUGGAAGAUUCUUAGUGCUGCAUUCGUGUCCAUCUCCCUGCUAAUCCCCUUUGCCAUUUACGGACUCAAUAUCUUCAACGGCCAGAUGGUCAAAUGCAAUGACGGACAUAACUCGAUCACGCUAAUUUCCGAUUGUUUUGGCGAAUUCAACAACACACCAUUCAAUGACGAUUGGCCCAUGUUGGCGCCACGUGUUCCCUCUAAUGACUAUUUCAGCUUUGAUGAUUUUGCAGCGUCAUUGUUUGUCCUCUUCCAAAUCGUCAGUCAGGAGGGUUGGACCGAUGUCAUGUUCGCAGCACAGGCAGUCACUGGGCUCGGUAACCAGCCCAAAGACCUCAACCGUCAGGGCAAUGCCAUGUUCUUUGUUGUCUUCAACCUGCUGGCCACAGUCUUCGUUCUCACGCUGUUCAUUUCAGUUUUCAUGCGCAACUACACGGAACAGACCGGAGUUGCGUUUUUGACAGCUGAGCAGCGGUCUUGGCUUGAACUGCGAAAGCUGUUACGUCAGAUUUCUCCAUCCAAGAGCUCAUACAACGAAUCAGAGAAAACUUGGAAGAAGUGGUGUCACAAACGCGCCAUAGAGAAAAGGGGCAAAUGGUAUACAGCCGUCACCUACGUCCUAAUCUGCCAUCUCCUGCUGCUUCUGCUCGAGUAUCACGGCGAACCACAAUGGUGGACAGACUCUCGCGAUGGGUUGUUUUUGGCAUUCACGCUAGUUUACAUGGCCAACAUCGCCAUACGGAUCAUUGGUCUUGGCUGGGCCCGGUUCCGGAGGAGCUCGUGGGACUUAUACUCGCUAGUGGUCGUCACCGGCGCGUUUGUCUCUACAUCUGUGCUCAUCAUCAGCAGAAACAGCGACACUUACGUGCAGCUCCACAAGUUCUUCCUUGUGGCCAUCCUCCUACUCCUUAUUCCGCGGAACGAUGCUCUCGACCAGCUCUUCAAGACAGCUGCUGCAAGUUUAACGACAAUCGGAAACUUGCUCGCUACCUGGCUUGUGUUCUUCCUCGUUUUCGCCAUUGCUCUGACACAGGCAUUCAGUCUGACGCGCUUUGGCGAGAACGAAGAAGCCAACAUCAACUUCCGCAGUGUCCCCAACGCCCUAAUUCUUCUUUUCCGAAUGAGUUGUGGUGAAGGCUGGAAUCAGGUCAUGGAAGACUAUGCAACUAUCGAGCCACCGCUUUGCGUUGACAACGCCGACUUCUUUGACAGUGAUUGCGGCAGCAAACCCUGGGCUCGUUUCCUCUUCGUUGCAUGGAACAUCUUGAGCAUGUACAUCUUUGUCAACCUUUUUGUUUCUCUCAUUUAUGAGAGCUUCAGUUACGUAUACCAACGGUCUAGCGGAUUGGCUGCGGUAGACCGUGAUGAGAUCCGGCGCUUCAAGGAGGCGUGGCGGAGCAUCGAUCCCGCCGGUACCGGCUUCAUCAGCAAGGAUGUCUUCCCCCGACUUCUCGGAGAGCUCUCUGGAGUGUUCGAAAUGCGCAUUUACGAUGCCGACGACUCGGUUAGACAGAUCCUGGAGGAUGUUCGCAACGAUGCUGCAACAUCUGGAGCACGCCACAUGUCUAUUGCUUCUGCAAGCAACUACAGUGCGGGCAUCGACAUCCACCGACUCAAUGAGAGACUGGCGCAGAUUGACGUUGUCAAGGUUCGCGAGCGUCGUCGUCGGUUCAACAUCUUUUUCGAGGAAGUCAUGGUCUCUGCGGACCCUGACAAAGGCAUUUCGUUUACUUCUGUGCUCAUGAUCCUGGCCCACUACAACAUCAUCAACGACAGCAAGAGUUUGAAACUGGAAGAAUUCUUGCGAAGGCGUGCUCGAUUACAGAGAGUGGAGGAGGAGGUGCGCCGCAGGGUCGUACUUGGCUUCUUUGACACCUUGUACUGGACUCGCAAGUUUAAGAAGCACAUUGACAUGAGAAAGUCGGCGAGGAUGACUGCUAUUCCUCAGCUCGACAUUCCCCAUAUCCUUGUUGACGAUGAUGACACACGACACAAGUCCUCGCCGGUGGCAGGAACCGGACAAACGAGGUCAGCCUUGCUGACAGUGGAAGACGCCCAUAAAUCGGCACACAAUAGCUGGUCCGGACCGGGGCCGACAGACACGUCUGACGGCGACUAUCAACACCCGCUCAGCUUCCCGAGGUCUGGGCCUACAACGCCGAGUCACCAGUCGACGCAUUCUGCAUUCAGCUUUGAAUUACAAGAAGGUGGUCAGACUUCAGCUCAGAGCAGUCGAAGGGGAAGUGCUGUCACCCCACAGAGCCCCGUCAGCCCCGCACAAGUUAGCAACAUGCUGGACGAUUCUAUUUGGCUCGAGAGUAUUCGGAGAACUGCAACAGUCCGGAAAUCGGUUCGAAAAUCCGAUUGGAGUAGAUAG
Molecule: messenger RNA, 6252 nt
Organism: Colletotrichum phormii
Lineage: Eukaryota; Fungi; Ascomycota; Sordariomycetes; Glomerellales; Glomerellaceae
Product: ion transporter
Exons: 5
Coding region: 1-6252 (2083 amino acids)
Biological process (GO): calcium ion import across plasma membrane
Cellular component (GO): voltage-gated calcium channel complex; membrane
Molecular function (GO): calcium ion binding; high voltage-gated calcium channel activity
Source: RefSeq, a predicted model, not a curated record